CGGCCCCAGGAGGCAGGAGGUGACAGCGCCUGCGCGGAUGGCGUCCCCCCCACGUGCCGGGAGCGUAGCCGGUGAUUGGCGCGGCCGCGGCCCUGGCCCCGCGGGACGGCCCGGCCGGACAUGGGCGAAGGGGAGGCGGAUUCGGUACCGGCGGCAGAGAAGAAAGGGGUGGAGGAGGAGGAGGAUGAUUUCGGCUACCGGCUCUUCCCGGACCGGAAUAAGAAGCCGCAGAGCUUCCUGGUCCGCAGCCUCUUCACCUUCCACAAUAAAUGCCAGCUGAUGCUGAGGUUGACCCUGGAAACGAAUCCAUAUGCUCGACUUCUCCUUGAGGCUCUGAAGCAAUCUGGUUGCACUGUCUUCAAUGACCGGCACUUCUCUUGUGAGAACUGUGAUGGCUGUGUCGGUGGAGGUUUUGAUGCUGCCACAUCUCAGAUUGUUCUGUGUCAGAAUAACAUUCGCCGGCAAUCCCAUAUGAACCGUGUGGUCACACAUGAAUUGAUUCAUGCAUUUGAUCACUGCCGCGCACAUGUUGACUGGUUUAAAAAUGUCAAACAUUUAGCAUGUUCAGAGAUUCGAGCUGCUAAUCUCAGUGGAGACUGUACUUUGAUGAAUGAAAUAGCCAGAUUUAAAUUUGGACUGAAAGGGCACCAUCAGACUUGUGUACGAGACAGAGCAAUUCGUUCCAUUCUGGCUGUUAGAAAAGUUAGCAAAGAAAUGGCAGAAAAAGCUGUGGAUGAAGUUUUUGAUGCCUGCUUCAAUGAUCUGGAACCUUUUGGAAGAAUCCCACACAACAAAGCAGAUGCAAAACGUGCUUACAGAGACUUUCAGAACAGAGAUCGCUAUAGUGCUAAUUUGUAAAGGUGGGGGGCGGAACCACAUGAGAAAUUACCUUAAUACCUGAUUGUUCAGUAACGUCUGGAGUUAUAGUCUGUGCCCACAGUGCUGAUGGAAAGGACAAAUCUAUCAAAUGUCUUAAUUAAUUUUCUAGACAUUUUUCAUGAGCCAGCUUCCAUGGAAGUAAAUGGGGUAAAUGAACAAGACUAAAAACAGUGUUUCCUCACCACGUUAUUCCAGAAAGAUUAUGUAGUAUGCCAAAUGACUUGUCAAAUACAAUUCAAUGUGCUUUUAAUGUUUUCACUCUGAUUGACUAGGAUUUGGUUUCUGAAAAUUUUGUUGUCACUGAAUAAAUCUUUUCAUAAAAACUUUA
Molecule: messenger RNA, 1207 nt
Organism: Cinclus cinclus
Lineage: Eukaryota; Metazoa; Chordata; Aves; Passeriformes; Cinclidae
Gene: ATP23
Product: ATP23 metallopeptidase and ATP synthase assembly factor homolog
Exons: 6
Coding region: 121-858 (245 amino acids)
Biological process (GO): mitochondrial protein processing; mitochondrial proton-transporting ATP synthase complex assembly
Cellular component (GO): extrinsic component of mitochondrial inner membrane
Molecular function (GO): metalloendopeptidase activity
Source: RefSeq, a predicted model, not a curated record